Messenger RNA from Cygnus olor (mute swan), 4928 nucleotides. It is a transcript of the gene CHRNA4, whose product is annotated as cholinergic receptor nicotinic alpha 4 subunit. Bases 485 to 2359 code for a protein of 624 amino acids. The record is from RefSeq and is a predicted model, not a curated record. Gene Ontology annotation, cellular component: synapse; neuron projection; postsynaptic membrane. The transcript is spliced from 6 exons. Gene Ontology annotation, molecular function: acetylcholine-gated monoatomic cation-selective channel activity; transmembrane signaling receptor activity. Lineage: Eukaryota; Metazoa; Chordata; Aves; Anseriformes; Anatidae. Gene Ontology annotation, biological process: nervous system process; signal transduction; monoatomic ion transmembrane transport.
UAAAUAUACAAACACAUCGUGCUCCUUCUUUGCUUCGUCAAGUGCCGGCGUUGGCAUCGGUGGUCCAUCAGCAGCAGAAUCUGAGCGAAAGCUGCCGAAAGGGCUGGGGGAAGGGAGAAAGCAGCAGCAGCAGCAACGAGCAAACGGAGCAGGCAAAGCGCCCCGUAGCAGAGGGGAGAGGAGAGCCCAGGCAGGGUGAGCAUUUCGUGCUUCUUUACAGGAGCUUUCUGCAGCCCUCACGCAUCCCUUGCGAGCACGCGUCCAUCUGCAUCCCAGGGAAAAGCGUCUUUCUAGGAGCGAGAGCUGGAAAUCAGGCAGAAGAGAAUGGGAAGGAUGUAAAUCAGCUAUUACUGCCUCCCGAAGAGAGGUGAGAGAGGGAGAGGAAGGAGUUCAGGGGGAUGAAGCUGGAGGAUCCGGAGACUCAGAGAGGAAAAGUUGCCCUGACGGGAGCCUCUGUGUGCUAGAGCCUGAGCUUUGCUCCACAAUGGGAUUUCUUGUGGCUAAAGGAAACCUCCUCCUCCUGUUGUGUGCCAGCACCUUCCCCGCCUUCGGCCACGUCGAAACCCGAGCCCACGCGGAGGAGCGUCUCCUGAAGAAACUCUUCUCCGGGUAUAACAAGUGGUCCCGCCCCGUCGCCAACAUUUCCGACGUGGUCCUGGUUCGCUUCGGCUUGUCCAUCGCGCAGCUCAUCGAUGUUGAUGAGAAGAACCAAAUGAUGACCACAAAUGUGUGGGUGAAGCAGGAGUGGCAUGACUACAAGCUGCGCUGGGACCCCCAGGAAUAUGAAAAUGUCACAUCCAUCCGAAUCCCCUCGGAGCUCAUCUGGAGGCCAGACAUUGUCCUCUACAACAAUGCUGAUGGUGACUUUGCGGUCACCCACCUGACCAAGGCUCACCUCUUCUAUGAUGGGAGAAUUAAAUGGAUGCCACCUGCUAUCUAUAAAAGCUCCUGCAGCAUCGAUGUUACCUUCUUCCCCUUUGACCAGCAAAACUGUACAAUGAAAUUUGGCUCCUGGACGUAUGACAAAGCCAAGAUAGACUUGGUGAGCAUGCAUAGCCAUGUGGACCAGCUGGACUACUGGGAGAGCGGGGAAUGGGUCAUCAUUAAUGCUGUGGGCAAUUACAACAGCAAGAAAUAUGAAUGCUGCACAGAGAUCUACCCCGACAUAACUUACUCCUUCAUUAUCCGGAGGCUGCCACUGUUCUACACAAUCAACCUGAUCAUCCCCUGCCUGCUUAUCUCCUGCCUGACUGUCCUGGUCUUCUACCUGCCCUCUGAGUGUGGAGAAAAGAUAACUUUGUGCAUCUCCGUGCUGCUAUCCCUCACUGUGUUCCUGCUGCUCAUCACGGAGAUCAUCCCUUCUACCUCCUUGGUCAUCCCCCUGAUUGGGGAGUACCUGCUGUUCACCAUGAUAUUUGUCACCUUGUCCAUCAUCAUCACCGUCUUUGUGCUCAACGUGCACCAUCGUUCCCCGCGCACCCACACGAUGCCUGACUGGGUGAGGAGGAUCUUCCUCGACAUAGUCCCACGUCUCCUCUUCAUGAAACGUCCCUCUACGGUGAAAGACAAUUGCAAGAAGCUCAUUGAAUCUAUGCACAAAAUAACCAACUCACCGAGACUUUGGUCCGAGACCGACAUGGAGCCCAACUUCACUACCUCAUCUUCCCCCAGCCCCCAGAGUAACGAGCCGUCACCCACAGCUUCCUUCUGUGCCCACCUCGAGGAGCCAGCCAAACCCCAGCCUAUCUGCAAAUCUCCUUCUGGGCAGUACUCCGUGCUACACCCAGAGCCUGUACAGGUGACCUGCUCCUCUCCGCAGCCCUCACGCCACCUCCUGAGUGACACCCAGACCACAUCCAUCUCCAAAGGCAGGUCGCUGAGCGUUCAGCAGAUGUACAGCCCCAACAAGGCAGAGGAAGGGAGCAUCCGCUGUCGGUCCCGAAGCAUCCAGUACUGUUACCUGCAGGAGGACUCUUCCCAGACCAACGGCCAGUCCAGUGCCUCACCAGCAUCCCAGCGCUGCCACCUAAAUGAAGAGCAGCCCCAGCACAAGCCCCACCAGUGCAAGUGUAAGUGCAAAAAGAGCGAGGCGGCCGGCACACCGGCUCAAGGAAGCAAGACUCACAGCAACAAAGGAGAACAUCUCGUCUUGAUGUCCCCAGCACUGAAGCUGGCAGUGGAAGGGGUUCACUACAUUGCAGACCACCUGCGAGCAGAAGAUGCAGAUUUCUCGGUGAAGGAAGACUGGAAGUACGUUGCGAUGGUCAUUGACAGGAUCUUCCUCUGGAUGUUCAUCAUUGUGUGUUUGCUGGGAACUGUCGGGCUCUUCCUCCCACCGUGGCUGGCAGGAAUGAUCUAAGCAUAGCCACAAAAAGAAGAAAAUCUAUCCCACUCUGUGGAUUUUUCUUCACCUGGAAGGAGAUGAGCAGAGAAAUGGAGCCAGCCCUUUGAAUAAUUUACUGCGUGUCUGCGCAUGAGUUGUUCCAGAGCACUCUGGGAACACUUUCCAAGGUCACAUCGUUUUGCCGAGCCAUUUUCAUCUCCUCCAUCUAAUUUCGGGGAAAAGUUCUCAUUAAAGAUUGUACAUAGCAUGGUGGCAUUCAUUGGCAUAUACUCAGCAAUGUAAGCCCACGAGCUUGCUCCCUAAAGCAGCACCAACAGAGGCUUCGUGUAUCCAAAGCAGCCCCUGGCAGAUCAGCUCCGCUCGUCUUCAGAGCUCUCCGCGUGCCCUGCCUUGUAACCUUGCCCUGUCCAGCUGAAUGGUUCAGGACCGCGUGUCCCUGUACGAGUCCUUUGAUAAAUAAAGCUCCAAAUUCGGGAUACCUGUGCAGGGUGUGUGCUGUGCGUUCAGGGGUCAGCUGGCACAGGCAGACAGGCUGAAGGAAUUGCUCACUGCAGCUCAGUCUCUCUAGGACCAAAAGGGAUCAUUAGCCCCCAAAACACAGUGGUUGCAGUGAUCGUAUUGACAGAGUUUUCUUUGGCCAACACCCUUCAGAAGCCAUGGGGAUGAGGGACAUCAUCAGCAAGUGAGGAUCAGGCAAAUUAAUGGAGUGUUUGGUGCUGAGUUUCAGACCAUGUUUGUAGGAUUUUGGUGUGCUUUCAUGGGAAAUUUCCUGGAUCCCAGUUCUGGCUGCUGCUGAAUAGCUGGGAAUCACCCUGGGCUGUGAAAUCCUUACCGUAGGUAGGCAAUGUGGUUGGUGUUACACAAGAGGUGGAGAAGGUACGGCAGAAAUCUGGGACAGUGUGUCAGUGUAACAAAGAAAUGGGCCGUUCCUUGUGAAAACCUGAACAGGACAGGCACCGGCACUUGGGAAUUCAGAAUGGCACUUUGCAGAAAUUACAGGAAUUUGGGCUUUAAAUUCAGUUAGUCAGUCUGAAUGUCUCAUUGGCUGAUCAGAUUUUAACCAGCCAGUUAAAUAAAACAGCAUAAAGAAACCAGCAGGCAUGGGCUGACUGCUCUAACAGAGUGGCACUAUUUCACCCUGCUGCUGACCUCUCCUAGAAGAUGCUUAUUCUGGAUUAAUUUUAUUUUUCAAGCCCAAAGCCCAGUGCAGCAGACUAUCUGCAGGUCCUGGUACGAGUCAGAGCCUGGGGUGGGGGGCUCACUGCACCCCAAUGUGGGAGGGUGGGACAUGAGGCUCACUCACACUCAGCUGUGUUAGCUUGGGACAGAAGCACUGGAAUGGGAAUAAAAUGCCCUAAGGAGACUCUUUCAAACACAAGACACUGCACGCAGUUCAAGCAGUACAAGCUAAAAAUCAAAGCGACCAUCAAAGUGUUCAGCCUGCUUGGCCUGCUGACCCCGCUUGCUUUUCUUGUGGCAGAAGCUGCAGCUGACCUCCUUGUUCACAUCCUCGACUUGUGAUCCCAACACAGCCCAGCCGUGGCAUGGGCAAGUUCCCCAGGAGCUGUGCUGGUACUGGUACGGCAGCCAGCGAGCCUGCUGCCUCUUUGCUUGUUUUCAGAAUAAAGAGACUCGCUCUUUGGAGAUGCUAAUUUAUCCCUUUUCACAGUCAGUGAGCUCGCUUAUGGCAAGGAAAGGAAAACAAACAGUCAAACAUCUUCAAGGUCUAGUGCAUCCAUGUACAAGCACAGCUGCAGCCAGCGUGGAGGCGGCUGCAUGCGGAGGGGGAUGCGCUGCGGUCUGUAUGCAGACAAGCUGCUCUUGCACAGGCAGCCUGAGCUCACAGUUCAAGUGCACGGAUGAAAUAAUCAGGGAAAGUGAGAGGAUUUUUGACCCUGGGCACUGUUGUGCCCACCAUGGCUGCUCAGAAAGAACUCCCUGUACAACCUCCUCCUCCAGCCCCCGAGCAGCAGUGACAGCAGUACAGGUGGGAGGCUCGGCUGUGCACGCACACCUGUAGCAGUAACUCCACCCAGGCUGUCUGAGAGAGGAUGGAGAGUGGGCAGCAGCUUGGGUCUCUGCUCUUGUAUCCCAGCACAGGUCGGCUGGGGCAGCAGCGGGGGUGAUGGUGGCUGUAUGGCAAGAGCUGCGAUCAGGUCCCUGCCUAGCAGAGAGGAAGGGCUUGGGGGUAGCAGUAGAGCUGAUAAAGGUUUAAGGGCAGAUAUAAGAGCCAAAUGUUUAGGGUGGCAUAUUGUGAAAUUCUGUAGGAGAAGGCAUAGGCUGCAUGUUGUUCACAGCAAAGAGACCAUCCCAACUCACCACCUUUUCUGAAAAAAAAAACAAAAACACCACAAACAAAGAUAACCAAACCUGGUUAUUACCGGUGUGCACCGUGCAAACAGCAGCAUCUCCAGGGUAGCACCGCACUGUGACAGCAGAGGAGCAGGACGGCCUGGCAAGGGCACAAAAACGUAAUUCUGAGCCUGGCAGAACAGUCCUGCCGCACUGGGCUGCCUGCACACACCUGCUCCAUUAGCACAUCAGCAUAUCAGGUGUCAUUAGGGAUAAUAAGGAUGGGGCUGCG